AUGCCACUCCAUCAUCUACCAAAUGAACUGAUACUGUUGAUCGCCGAGAACUUGAAGUCGAAUGCGGAUCUCAAUAGUUUGAUUCAACCCAGCGCCCACCUUUGCAAAUUGCUUGACCCCCUCUUCUACCUCCGGGAUGCCACAUCUUAUCAACCAAAGGCAAUAUUGCGUGCGGCUGAGAAAGGGAAUGAUAACACAGCUCGAAAGUUAUUAGAAGCAGGGUUAGAUCUUGACUGCUGCUUUUAUUGGGGUAAAACGCUAUUGUGCUCAGUGGCGGAAAACGGCAACGAUAAAGCCGUCAAGCUGCUUCUCGCUUAUGAUAAGAGUGUUGACCCAGACGAGAAGAACCCAGAUGAAGAAACACCACUGUUUUGUGCGGCAAGAUUGGGACACGGCGGAAUGGUCAAGGAACUACCUUUAAGCGGUAGAGUCGACAUCAACUUUAAUUGCUGGGGAUAUACCCCGCUUUGCUAUGCGGCAUGGAACGGUCAUGAAGAAGAUGUCAAUCUGCUUCUUGAUACCGAUGGCAUUAAUUUGGAUUACACUCAUCCCGAUGGGAAAACAGCUAUAUGCUUAGCAGCAGAAUCAGGCCAUCAGUCGGUUGUCAAAUUUCUGAUCGCAGCAGGCGCCGAUAUAGGCGGUAAAGGGCAUACCAGGCUAUGGCCGCUUUUAGGAGCAGCACGGUGUGGACAUGAGUCGAUCGUUAGGAUGCUGCUGGCCACAGGUAGAGCCAACCCAAACACUACAAACAGCGAGGGCGAAUCUCCACUAUCUUUGGCGAAAGAGCAUUGCCAUGAAGCGAUUAUCAAGGCCCUAGAGCUGGAAUUAGACCUAGCACUCACCCGCGGGUAA
Penicillium manginii is the source of this 852-nucleotide messenger RNA. RefSeq names its product ankyrin repeat domain-containing protein. The record is from RefSeq and is a predicted model, not a curated record. Gene Ontology annotation, molecular function: protein binding. NCBI's taxonomy places the organism in Eukaryota, Fungi, Ascomycota, Eurotiomycetes, Eurotiales, Aspergillaceae. The coding region runs from base 1 to 852 and encodes 283 amino acids. The transcript has a single exon.